CCCUAAACCAAUCCAUUGCCACAAAUCUUCUGCUCAUCGACGACGACAAUGGCCACGACAUCACCCCCCGUCGACACCGACUUUGCCAACAUGCCUCCUCGGACGGCAGAUCUCGAGGAGACAUGGGCAUAUCUCAACGGUGGUGUCGAACACAUCAUGACCAAUUUCGAGCUUGGUCUGUCUUUCAAAGGCUACACAAGCUUGUAUUCAACCGUCUAUAACUACUGCACAUCUACCAAGAUGCACGGAAAGCUAGAUGGGAACCGCACGGGCGCCAAUUUGGUGGGAUCAGACCUUUACAGCAAGUUGAGCACCUACUUUGUGAACCAUUUCAAGGGCAUGCUCGAGAAAGCCGCGACGCUCGAGGACAUGGAUCUACUGCGGUAUUACGCCAGCGAGUGGGACCGGUACACACGAGGCGCAAAUUAUCUAAAUCGCCUGUUCACAUACCUCAAUCGAUACUGGGUGAAGCGAGAGCGGGAUGAAGGCAAGAAGGGCGUGUAUCAAGUGUAUACGCUCGCUCUCUCACAAUGGCGGAAUCAUUUCUUCAUGCACAUCCAAAAAGACAAUUCGAAACUUUCCAACGCCGUAUUGAAGCUCAUCACCCAGCAGCGGAAUGGUGAAAUCGUCGAUCAGGGUCUGAUCAAGAAGGUCGUCGAUUCGUUCGUCUCUCUGGGUCUGGACAACGCCGACCCCAACAAAGAGUGCCUGGAUAUCUACAAGGAACAAUUCGAGGUCGCUUUCCUUGCAGCAACCGAGGCUUACUACAAGCAAGAGUCUGAAGCCUUCCUCGCCGCCCAUUCUGUUUCGGAUUACCUGAAGAAAGCUGAGGAUCGUCUACGAGAGGAAGAGAACAGGGUUGAGCGGUACUUGCAUAACAAGACCCGCAAGGAACUCGUGAGCAAGUGCGAGCAUGUCCUCAUCCGAGAGCACUCAGAGUUGAUGUGGGAGAGCUUCCAAAGCCUCCUCGAUUUCGACAAGGAUGAGGAUCUGCAACGGAUGUAUGCUUUGCUUUCACGCAUUCCCGAGGGUCUUGAACCCCUUCGCAAACGCUUCGAGGGCCACGUCAAGGCAGCUGGCCUGUCGGCCAUCGGGAGGCUCAUUGGAGAGGGUGGUGCCAAUGUGGAUUCCCUCGAUGCCAAGGCUUACGUGGACGCAUUGUUGGAGGUGCACCACAAGAACUCGGAGACGGUUGCUCGCAGCUUUAAGAGUGAAGCUGGUUUCGCUGCAAGUCUCGAUAAGGCUUGCAGAGAGUUUGUCAACCGCAAUGCGGCUACUGGCUCGUCAUCAACGAAAUCGCCUGAACUCAUCGCCAAGCAUGCCGAUAUGUUGUUGCGGAAGAACAACAAGAUGGCUGAGGAGGGUGAUUUGGAGGGUGCUUUGAACCGAGUGAUGAUUCUCUUCAAGUACUUGGAAGACAAGGACGUUUUCCAGACUUUCUAUACUACCAAGCUUUCCAAGCGACUGAUCCAUGGCGUCUCUGCUUCCGACGAAGCUGAAGCCAGCAUGAUCUCGAAGCUGAAGGAAGCCUGCGGUUUCGAGUACACCAACAAGCUCCAGCGCAUGUUCACUGACAUGAGCCUGAGCAAGGAUCUCACAGACGCCUUCAAGGAGCGUCAACAACACGCCGAGGACACCGACAUCACCUUCACCGUCAUGGUCCUCGGUACCAAUUUCUGGCCUCUCAACCCUCCCACCCACGAAUUCAUCAUCCCACAAGAAAUCACCCCCACCUACGAGCGCUUCCAACGCUUCUACCAAAACAAACACUCUGGUCGUAAACUCACCUGGCUGUGGAACUACUCCAAGAACGAACUCCGCACCAACUACACGAACCAGAAGUACAUCCUCAUGACGAGUUCUUAUCAGAUGGCUGUGCUUAUGCAGUACAACCGGAAUGACACCUUGUCUUUGGAUGAGCUUGUUGCUGCGACCUCGAUCUCGAAGGAGAUUUUGACGCAGGUGCUGGCGGUGCUUGUCAAGGCUAAGGUCUUGAUCAACGAGGAGCCCGAGCAGUACGAUCUUAACCCUGGCUUCAAGUCGAAGAAGAUUCGUGUCAACCUCAACUUGCCCAUCAGGGCUGAGGUCAAGGCUGAGUCCUCGGAUGUCCUCAAGGCUGUCGAUGAAGAUCGUAAAUAUGUCAUUCAAGCUACCAUUGUUCGUAUCAUGAAAGCUAGGAAGACCAUGAAGAACCAGGCCUUGAUCCAGGAGGUCAUCUCCCAGAUCACACAGCGUUUCGCUCCCAAGAUUCCCGACAUCAAGAAGGCCAUCGAGACCCUCUUGGAGAAGGAAUACAUCGAGAGAGUGGAAGGCUCCAAGGACACCUUCGCUUACGUCGCCUAA
Molecule: messenger RNA, 2343 nt
Organism: Coprinopsis cinerea okayama7#130
Lineage: Eukaryota; Fungi; Basidiomycota; Agaricomycetes; Agaricales; Psathyrellaceae
Product: ubiquitin-protein ligase
Exons: 9
Coding region: 49-2343 (764 amino acids)
Biological process (GO): SCF-dependent proteasomal ubiquitin-dependent protein catabolic process; protein ubiquitination
Cellular component (GO): SCF ubiquitin ligase complex
Molecular function (GO): ubiquitin protein ligase binding
Source: RefSeq, a predicted model, not a curated record